Orbilia oligospora ATCC 24927 is the source of this 375-nucleotide messenger RNA. RefSeq lists its product as uncharacterized. Bases 1 to 375 code for a protein of 124 amino acids. The record is from RefSeq and is a predicted model, not a curated record. Lineage: Eukaryota; Fungi; Ascomycota; Orbiliomycetes; Orbiliales; Orbiliaceae. The transcript has a single exon.
AUGACGCCCUCGCUUCCUAGAGCCUCAACCCCACCUCUCACUCCUCCCCCUUAUCUCUCCACGUUCUCUGACGACACCCCGCAAACAACCCACCUCAAAGCCUUCUAUACAAUUCUCUCCUAUAUUGAUCGUAUCCUCGAGUUACCCCGAUACUCUCAGCUAACAACUACGGAAUUCAAAGAAGAAAUCCAAACUUUCCUCUACUGGAGUUUUGACGGUGUAAAGCGAUCUAAAGCCGCGUCGGGGCCGAUGAAUGAUGCCAUUGAAAUGGCGGGACAGGUAUAUCAGAAUGUAAGAGAAGGGGGAGGAAUGGGAGUUCCGGUGCAGGCUUAUUUGAGAUAUCGGUUGAAGAGGUUUUAUGAAGCUGAGAUCUGA